Molecule: messenger RNA, 1385 nt
Organism: Ooceraea biroi (clonal raider ant)
Lineage: Eukaryota; Metazoa; Arthropoda; Insecta; Hymenoptera; Formicidae
Product: 60S ribosomal protein L3
Biological process (GO): translation
Cellular component (GO): ribosome; cytosolic large ribosomal subunit
Molecular function (GO): structural constituent of ribosome; RNA binding
Source: RefSeq, a predicted model, not a curated record
CAUUCAAGCAUAAAACUAGUCUUCAUCUCUUCGCUCUUCCAUCUUUCAUUUCUUCAUCGGCACCAUCAUGUCGCACAGGAAAUUUAGUGCCCCUCGACAUGGCUCGAUGGGAUUCUACCCGAAGAAGAGGUCCCAAAGACAUCGUGGAAAGGUAAAGGCUUUUCCAAAGGAUGAUCCCAGCAAACCUGUGCAUCUAACAGCUUUUGUUGGCUACAAAGCUGGGAUGACUCAUGUACUGAGAGAAGUGGAUCGUCCUGGUUCAAAGGUAAAUAAGAAGGAGAUCGUAGAGGCAGUUACUAUCCUUGAGGCACCACCAAUGAUCGUGGUUGGCCUUGUUGGAUAUAUUGAAACGCCACAUGGAUUAAGAGCACUUGCUACCGUCUGGGCAGAACAUCUGUCGGAGGAUUGUCGCAGACGUUUCUACAAGAACUGGUACAAGAGCAAGAAGAAGGCCUUUACAAAAGCAUCGAAGAAAUGGCAAGACGACCUUGGCCGUAAAUCUAUUGAGGCGGACCUAAAAAAGAUCAAGAAGUACUGCACCGUCGUUCGCAUUAUCGCUCAUACUCAGAUGAAGCUGUUGAGGCAGCGUCAGAAGAAAGCGCACAUUAUGGAGAUCCAGUUGAACGGUGGUACUAUCGAAGACAAGGUGCAGUGGGCGCGCGAACACCUGGAGAAACCCGUGCCUGUUAAUAAUGUGUUCACAGCCGACGAAAUGAUUGACGUGAUUGGCGUGACCAAGGGCAAGGGUUACAAAGGUGUUACAUCCAGAUGGCAUACCAAGAAAUUGCCACGCAAAACACACAAAGGUUUGAGGAAGGUCGCCUGUAUCGGCGCGUGGCAUCCCAGCCGCGUAUCAUUCACUGUUGCACGUGCUGGUCAGAAGGGAUAUCACCAUCGUACCGAGAUGAAUAAGAAAAUCUACAGAAUUGGACAGGGUAUCCACACCAAAGACGGCAAAAUCGUGAAAAACAACGCUUCGACGGAGUACGAUCUUACCGAAAAGACUAUCACACCUCUGGGUGGCUUCCCACAUUACGGUGAAGUGAACAACGACUUCGUCAUGAUCAAGGGAUGCUGCAUGGGUUCGAAGAAACGUGUAAUUACUCUCAGAAAGUCUUUGUUGGUGCACACGAAGAGAUCCGCAUUGGAGAAGAUCAACCUCAAGUUUAUCGAUACCAGUUCCAAAUUCGGACACGGUCGCUUCCAGACCGCCGCCGAUAAGGCCUCCUUCAUGGGACAACUCAAAAAGGAUCGCCUGCGUGAGGAUCAAGCACAAGCUAGCAGUUCGGCACCGAAUACUGCAGCCGCGCAGUAAAUUUGUCUAUUCUGUACUGCACAUUAUCAAAAAGAUGAUAAUGGAGAAAUAUAAUUCACAAAAUAUAAAA